Molecule: messenger RNA, 3648 nt
Organism: Galleria mellonella (greater wax moth)
Lineage: Eukaryota; Metazoa; Arthropoda; Insecta; Lepidoptera; Pyralidae
Exons: 2
Coding region: 1-3648 (1215 amino acids)
Biological process (GO): DNA integration
Molecular function (GO): nucleic acid binding
Source: RefSeq, a predicted model, not a curated record
AUGCCCGUGGGUAAAAUAGAACCGUUCGAUUUACAUACCAAACAAUGGAAUGCAUACGUGCGACGUGUCAAACAAUUUUUAUUGUGUAACGAAAUUAAAGAAAAUCUGAAAGUCGCGAUAUUAAUUACGUUAGUCGGUGAACCCACCUACAAUCUCAUGUGUGAUUUGUGUGCACCGGCCAACCCAGAAGAUAAAACGUUCACGGAGCUCGAAAAAAUAGUGGCAGACCACCUCGAACCACAACGUUCAGUGAUAGCAGAGAGACAUGUGUUUAGGUUGAGACGGCAAUCAAUAGGUGAAUCGCUGUCCGGAUACUUGCAAAAAAUAAAACAUCUAGCGACGACCUGCAAUUUCGGGUCGAUGCUCGAAGAGAAUCUUCGAGAUCAGUUCGUGUCCGGUCUGAGCAGUGAUGACAUGCGAUCGCGUUUAUUUGCCGAAAAAGACAUAACAUACAAAAAGGCGGUGGAACUAGCUCUGGCAUUGGAGGCUGCUGAUAAACAUGCCGAGGCGAGCGCUACUCAUGGCGGUGCGGGCGGCCGGGACAGCGGCGCGGGCACCAGCGCGGGCGCAGGCGGCGUGUGGGCGCGCGGCGGCGGCGGCGGCGGCGGCGGCGCCGACACCGACAGGCCGACCGACGGCCUGCACGCGGUGCGCAGCGCGCGGCCCGCGGGGAGCGCGGCGGCGGCCACUUGUUGGCGGUGCGGUAAACCGCAUCGAGCAGAUAAGUGCCGUUUUAAAAAUUAUUCAUGUGAUAAGUGUCAGCGUAAAGGUCAUUUGAAAGUGAUGUGUAAGACGUCAGAGAAUAAAAGACACAAUUUCAUCGAGGAUGAAUCAGACAGUGAUUUAUAUAAUAUACGGGUGAUGUCUUCCGGAGACAAUCCUUAUUUUGUGGACUUAACAGACACGGAACCGGUGUACAUGCGGGCGCGACCGGUACCGCGCGCGUUACGCGCGGCUGUUGAGCGUGAGCUGAACCGACUGCAAAAGGAGAGUUCUAUAUAUUCCGUCGAACAUUCCGAUUAUGGAACACCUAUUGUACCAGUAAUUAAACAAUCAGGUGAAAUUCGUAUUUGUGGAGAUUACAAAACAACUAUAAAUCCUAAAUUAAAAAGAGAUCAUUAUCCCCUGCCUCGGAUAGAAGAAUUAUUUGCUGCCUUAAGCGAAGGAGAAGAAUAUUCGAAAAUAGAUCUCACCACUGCCUACAUGCAGGUCCCGCUGGAAGAGGACUCCCAAGCGGUGACUGCCAUAUCCACGCAUCUAGGUACAUUUGUAUUUCGACGUACACCUUAUGGUUUAAGUUGUGUACCUGAAAAAUUCCAAAAAAUCAUGGAGGAGACCCUACGCGGUCUUCCGAAUACAGUAGUGUUUUUAGACGUCAUCUGUGUCACAGGACCCGACAGGUACAGUCAUAUACAAAACCUGCGUGCUGUAAUCAAAAGAUUAGCUGAAAUGGGCCUCACUAUUAAAAUUAAUAAAUGUUCUUUUUUACAAACUAGUGUAUCGUACUUAGGUUUUGUAAUAGACAAAAAAGGGUUACAUCCAGAUUUAUCAAAAGUGGAAGCCAUAUUGAAAGCACCACAGCCAGAUGAUGUAACACAACUAAAACCUUUUUUAGGACUAAUUAAUUAUUACGGAAAAUUUAUUCCGAAUUUGAGCUCCUUCCUCCAUCCUUUGUACCAAUUAUUGAAAAAGAACUCACCAUGGAAUUGGAACAAAACAUGUGAGAAAACGUUUCAGGAGGUUAAACAAUUUCUGUCUAGUGACAAAGUUUUAAUUCAUUAUAAUGCGUCAUUGCCUUUGUUACUAACGGUAGAUAGUAGUAGCUAUGGACUAGGGGCAGUUUUAGCGCAUAGGUAUCCAGACGGUACCGAGCGACCGAUCAGCUGUGCUUCGCGAACACUUACGAACGCCGAAAAGAAUUAUAGUCAAUUAGAUAAGGAGGCAUUGGCUAUUUUGUACGGUGUGCAAAAGCACCAUCAAUUUUUAUACGGCCGAUCAUUUGUAUUAAAAACGGACCAUAAGCCAUUGACAUACAUUUUUGGUUCAAAAGGAGGUAUACCACAGACGGCGGCGAGCAGGCUGCAACGAUGGUCAAUUAAACUAGCAGCUUAUGAUUUUGAAGUAGAAUAUGUGAGCUCUAGGAAUAAUAGUAACGCAGACGCCUUAUCUAGGUUACCACUGCAAGGGGAAUUAGGUCUAAAGGUGUCAAAUAAAACCAAUACAAUAGGCAAAAAUAAUGAAUCACAUUAUUUAAAUUUAAUAAAUGAAACUUUGCCAGUUAAUUAUAAAGAUAUAGCUGUCGCAACUAAAUACGAUUCAUUGCUGUCAAAAAUAUAUGGUUACAUUAUGUAUGGUUGGACGAAUGUAACUUUAACGAAAUUUGAGAAACCUUUUUACAAUAGACGGACGGAACUAUAUGUGGAACAUGGGUGUAUAUUAUAUAAAUAUCGUGUCGUAAUUCCGAGUAAAUUACAACAACAAAUAUUAUCAGAGAUACAUGAAGGUCAUUUAGGGGUGAUCAAAAUGAAAUCAAUCGCCAGGAAUUAUGUUUAUUGGCCCGGGAUAGACCUCGAUAUUGAGAGGGUAGGACGUGAGUGCGAGGCGUGCCGGAAUGUCCGUGAUGCCCCACCGCGGUCCUCACUGCAUCCUUGGGAGUUCCCUGCGGCACCAUGGCAACGAUUACAUGCCGAUUUUGCACAAUUGAAUGGAAAGUACUAUAUUGUGGUAGUCGAUGCCAACUCAAAAUGGUUAGACGCAACACUGUUACGUAGUACUUCAGCUAGUGACACUAUUCAAUAUUUUCGUAAUUUAUUUUCAAUAUUUGGUUUGCCUUUACAAUUGGUGACGGAUAAUGGUCCCCCAUUUCAGAGUCACGAAUUUAAUGAUUUUUGUAGAAAAAACACAAUUAGACAUUCUACUUCAUCACCAUAUAGACCACAAGGUAAUGGAGCCGCAGAAAACUCUGUAAAAACAAUAAAAAAAGCCUUAAAGAAAGCUAUUUAUGAAGGAAAAGAUUUGGCCCUAGCAUUGAGUCGAUUCCUCUUUCAAUAUAGAAACUGUGAGCAUGCUACGACUGGUGUGGCACCAGCAGUCGCUUUACUGGGACGGCGAUUACGUACUAGAUUAGAUGUGGUGCGACCUAAUACUAGUGAUAUCGUUAGACAGGCGCAAGAUAAACAAAUAUUGAAUGCUGGCGGGGUAGACAGAACUUUUGAAGUGGGGGAUAGUGUGUUAGCAAGAGACUAUUCGUCGCAGGGGGACAAAUGGACCGAAGGCCGGAUAACGUCUAAAACAGGGCCAGUCUCGUAUACGGUUCAGUUAAAUACUGGAAACUCUUGUCGUAGACAUUCAGACCAAUUAUGGCCUCUAACACGUAAUAGGUUCUCAAUGUCAGGUUCAAAUAGCAACGAAAUAUCAGAUAGUACUAAUAAUCAGUCAUUUGAUAAUGAUAUUCAACAAACACAACAGAAAAGAAAUAGCUCGCACAGUCCGAUAAUAGGUGAAAAUGAGAAACGGGAAGAAAAAGGGAAUAUAUCAACCAAUGUAAAGAGUUUAGAGUUUGAGCAACAGCCACCAUUAGAUCAGGGUAGUGAUCGGGCUAGGCGCGCGCAUGAAAGAGAAUUACGCAAACAGGGGAUGGAGAUAUGA